Messenger RNA from Metarhizium album ARSEF 1941, 594 nucleotides. RefSeq names its product Ran-interacting protein Mog1. Gene Ontology annotation, biological process: protein import into nucleus. Bases 1 to 594 code for a protein of 197 amino acids. Lineage: Eukaryota; Fungi; Ascomycota; Sordariomycetes; Hypocreales; Clavicipitaceae. Gene Ontology annotation, cellular component: nucleus. The transcript is spliced from 3 exons. The record is from RefSeq and is a predicted model, not a curated record. Gene Ontology annotation, molecular function: small GTPase binding; guanyl-nucleotide exchange factor activity.
AUGCCCGGGUAUCAUGGUAUGCCGCUUUAUGGAGGCGCAAUUGUUUGCGAUAUACCAGACAAGUUUGCCGAUGUCAGCAAACUACGGCAAGUACCAGAUAACCAAGAAGUAUGGAUCGACAAAGAUGGCUUUACCAGCAUCAUAUUCGAUAUCACGGAGCGAGUCGGCGAGCCGGGACAUGGACCCGAGAUCGACGGCCGCGCAAUGACUAUACACCUGGAAGACAUGGUCGGGUCCGAUAUUGACACUGUAAAGAUCUGGAAUACUGCGGAAACUGAGUUUUCCCGCCUCGAAUCGAAACCCCCAGCGUACACGCUCAUCGCCACCCAGACCCCCAGAAUCGGGCAAUCUCGCCAAGGCGGCUCACCACCGGACUUCACAGCUAUUAUAAUGACGCUUUUGCGGCUGGAAAAGUACAACUCGGACAUUCUCAUUACAAUCAAUGUCCCACAUAUAAAGGGGGAGUAUGACGAAGACGAGGUUGACCUGGAGCUUGGCAAGCAGGGCAAGUUGAUUGGGGAUGCCGUGGAAUAUUCGGCUCGCAUCUGGGAAUCGCUAAAGAUCAAAGACUGGGAACUUUUUGGAGAGUCAUAA